CAGCAAAUUUCACAUUUCUCAUAAGUCAUUUCUUCAGCCAAUUCUACACUUCAAACAGAUUAUCGGUUAAUUUUCUUCAUAUUUUCUUUGAGUCCAGACUUAUACUGUUACUUUUAUACUGACUGUUGGCGCCAUGUCCGGCGCGAGACACUGGGAGCAGGACAAGGAAGCCACCGUAUACAUUGGGAACCUCGAUGAACGGGUCACAGAUAGCUUGGUGUGGGAGCUGAUGCUGCAGGCCGGGCGCAUCGUUAACGUUCAUCUGCCCAAAGAUCGCGUUACUCAAUCCCACCAAGGCUAUGGGUUUGUGGAAUUUAUCAGCGAGGAGGAUGCCGAAUAUGCUUCGCGAAUAAUGAACGGAAUCCGUCUCUAUGGGAAGCCCAUACGCGUCAAUAAAGCAUCAGCCGAUAAACAAAAGGCAGUUGAAAUUGGUGCAGAACUUUUCGUCGGGAACCUCGACCCCAUGGUUACAGAGCAGGUCCUUUAUGACACAUUCAGCCGUUUUGGAAAUCUAACUUCUAUACCAAAGAUUGCACGAGAUGACAAUAACCUAUCAAAAGGUUACGGCUUCGUAUCAUUUACCGACUUCGAAUCUUCGGACGCUGCGAUAACAAAUAUGAAUGGCCAAUAUCUCAUGAACAAACAGGUCUCAGUACAAUACGCAUAUAAGAAGGACGGAAAAGGUGAAAGGCAUGGCGAUCAAGCAGAACGGACAUUAGCUGCACAGGCUCGCAAGCAUAACGUUCGUCUUCCGACUCAACCACUGCCAUCGCAAUUCGCUGCCGCAGGGCCACCUGUGGUGCCAACCACGGUGGUGAAUGGUGAUAUUUCUCGUCCUUUGGCAAGUGGACCUCCGGAUGUAGGUGUGGGAAGAGGCGUUGCACCGAACAUGGCGUUUCAGAAUGUGCCUCCUCCACAGCAAAAUCGCCCUAUGCCUCCUACUACUCCGCUUACGACUCCGCCGGGCUUGCCAGCAAGACCUCCUCCUUCGCAAGUUGGCUAUGGUGGCCCACAAGCUUUUCUUCCCCCGGGCUUUAACAAUGCUAACCAGCAGCCACCGUUCCUUCCCCAAGCAGCACCACCGCUAGGGUUUGGACCUCCUGCUGGAACCCCUGGCCCUCCACCCCCGCUACCCCCGGGCUUCCAACAGCCAGGGUAUGGAAGAGCGCGGUAAUGAUGCACGAGGGACCCCGAGGCGAAAGGUUCUGGAAGCUUUUACAGCACGUUUUUAUGACUAUGGAUAUCAGGACGUAUCUUCCCGAUUUAAAAAAAGAUUAUUGCAGCAGCAUACCCGAGAACUUGAUAGGCCAUGGGAUAGUUUGUAUACUUCCUAAGAGCAACUGUAUCUGAGAUACAACCUCAUACUUGCCCUUCUAAUUUUUUUUUUUUUUUCAUGGUCCUUGGACGAUUCUUUGACUGAGAGUAUAUACUAUUCAAUAUUUUCUGUGAAGUGAAAUUAUAUUCCCACAGCUGUUACAGAUCAGUAAUCCCCACCUUCCAGAUUGCAAAAGAAAGGAUAUAAUGAAUGA
Molecule: messenger RNA, 1529 nt
Organism: Monascus purpureus
Lineage: Eukaryota; Fungi; Ascomycota; Eurotiomycetes; Eurotiales; Aspergillaceae
Source: the annotation of a GenBank genome assembly